AGGAGGCGGGCCGGCCUUCAGCGGCAGCAGCAGUACACAGAGGUGCGGCGGACUGCGGAGUGACGGAGCGUUCUCCUUUAUGAUUAAAACUCUCAACGUGGACGAAGACACGCACGGAUCUAGAGAACCGUAUCUCAAGCACGGUCCGUCAUGGAGUCCUAUGACAUUUUAGCUAACCAGCCGGUUGUGAUUGAUAAUGGUUCAGGGGUUAUCAAGGCCGGUUUUGCAGGUGACCAGAUCCCCAAAUACUGUUUUCCUAACUAUGUGGGGCGUCCCAAGCAUGUGCGCGUCAUGGCAGGAGCCCUGGAGGGAGACCUCUUCAUCGGACCCAAGGCAGAGGAACACAGGGGCCUGUUGUCGGUGCGGUAUCCGAUGGAGCACGGGAUUGUGAAGGACUGGAACGACAUGGAAAGGAUCUGGCAGUACGUUUAUUCCAAGGAGCAGCUGCAGACUUUCUCUGAGGAGCAUCCUGUGCUGUUGACCGAGGCUCCUCUCAACCCUAGCAAGAACAGGGAGAAGGCUGCUGAGGUUUUCUUUGAGACCUUUAACGUUCCUGCUCUCUUCAUCUCCAUGCAGGCUGUGCUCAGCUUAUACGCCACAGGCCGUACCACCGGUGUUGUGUUGGACUCAGGGGACGGUGUGACCCACGUUGUGCCCAUCUACGAGGGCUUCGCCAUCCCGCACUCCAUCAUGCGUGUGGACAUCGCUGGAAGAGAUGUCUCUCGGUAUCUCCGCCUGCUGCUGCGCAAGGAAGGCUACAACUUUAACACCUCCGCAGAAUUUGAGGUUGUUCGUACCAUCAAAGAGAGAGCCUGUUAUCUCUCUCUCAACCCACAAAAGGAUGAGACUUUAGAAACAGAGAAGGCUCAGUACGUCCUCCCUGAUGGAAGCACUUUAAAUAUUGGUCCGGCCAGGUUCCGUGCUCCAGAGCUUCUCUUCAGACCCGACCUGAUAGGGGACGAGAGCUCAGGGAUCCACGAGGUGCUGGCCUACGCUAUCCAGAAGUCUGACAUGGACCUCCGACGCACACUAUUCUCCACCAUAGUGUUGUGUGGGGGAUCAACACUGAUCAAAGGUUUUGGGGAAAGACUACUCACUGAGGUCAAGAAGCUUGCACCCAAAGACGUAAAGAUCAAGAUCUCUGCUCCUCAAGAAAGGCUCUACUCCACAUGGAUUGGCGGCUCUAUCCUGGCAUCACUGGACACCUUUAAAAAGAUGUGGGUGUCGAAGCGGGAAUAUGAAGAAGACCGAGCACGUGCCAUCCACAGGAAGACAUUCUAGGAGGGGUCCUGCGAAAGUCCCCAGAACUGCCCUCAAACCCUCUCCAUCAUACUGUCGGAGACGCCCAUGUCCCUGCACCUGCCAUCCUCUUCUAACCCCCCCCCCCCCACAUAAACACACAUUUAUGUGUGGCCAUUUCAAUAUUUACCUCCUUUUUCAUUCCCCUCCUGUUCUCCCUGUUCUGCCUGCUGUUGGGUGACGGUGACCGCACCCAUCACCUCUCCGCCAAGCAUCCCAAACAUUCACAGUCAGAGGGCCGCCGGGCGACAAUUAGCACUGUGGACUCUGCAGGCCUGCAAUUCUAUCAUUUAGUCCACGAUGAAGUAUUGGUGUUGCUCUCUCGCCUUCAAGGCCCUGCAAGGUGUAGACUAUUCUGACAUGUCAAUAAACAUGAAUGUUGUUUUUUUUUUUUUUUUUGCUACUGUUGAAAUUUUCAUUCCAAACCGAAGACUUACAUUUUUUUGAUGUCCCUUUUUCUUUCUUCUUGUUUUUAACUUCCUGAAACAGAGCUAAUGUCUGAAGGACGACAGCAGCAUGUCGUGCUAGUGCGGUAAAGGAAACCACUGUAUUAUUUAUCUGGCCUAAACUGAACAGUUCCUAUCUUAAAGUUAAUGCGGUUAAUUUAUCAUGAUCCAACUGACUGACCUGAAGUCAGCUGAUAUUGUCUUCUUCGUCUUUAUUACCAAUGAAAUGUUUCCACAUAAACAAGUUUGUGUCGAUUAAGAAAAUGUUUGGUGCGGUCGUUUUGUCAGCUUUUUGUCUCAACUUUUGGAUUAAAUCAAAAGCUAGGAAAUA
Molecule: messenger RNA, 2076 nt
Organism: Scophthalmus maximus (turbot)
Lineage: Eukaryota; Metazoa; Chordata; Actinopteri; Pleuronectiformes; Scophthalmidae
Gene: actr1b
Product: actin related protein 1B
Exons: 11
Coding region: 151-1281 (376 amino acids)
Source: RefSeq, a predicted model, not a curated record